UGAGAGCCGAUAGAGGAAGAAUCACCGUGGGUGCAGUUCAUGUUAGCCUGAACGUUACUGUUAGCAGGCAGCGCUGAUAAGUGAUUUCGUUGUGUGUAAUUAUAAAACAAGUUUCUUUUUACUAAACCAGGAUUAAGAGUUGUAACCGAGGCUCUCCAACGACUGUUUCGCCAAGAUGAGCUUCCUGUUUGGCAGUCGCUCAUCUAAGACCUUCAAGCCGAAGAAGAACAUCCCGGAGGGCUCCCACCAGUAUGAGCUGCUGAAACAUGCUGAAGCAACACUGGGCAGUGGGAACCUGAGGCAGGCUGUCAUGCUGCCAGAGGGAGAGGAUCUCAAUGAGUGGAUUGCUGUCAACACGGUGGACUUCUUCAACCAGAUCAACAUGCUGUACGGCACCAUCACCGAGUUCUGCACUGAGACCAGCUGCUCUGUGAUGUCUGCUGGGCCAAGAUAUGAGUAUCACUGGGCUGACGGCACCAAUAUUAAGAAGCCCAUCAAAUGCUCUGCGCCCAAGUACAUCGACUACCUGAUGACCUGGGUGCAGGAUCAGUUGGAUGAUGAGACACUUUUCCCCUCCAAGAUUGGAGUUCCCUUUCCCAAGAACUUCAUGUCUGUGGCCAAAACCAUCCUGAAGCGUCUGUUCAGGGUUUACGCUCACAUCUACCAUCAACAUUUUGACUCUGUGAUGCAGCUGCAGGAGGAGGCCCAUCUCAACACCUCCUUCAAGCACUUCAUUUUCUUUGUUCAGGAGUUCAACCUUAUCGACAGGCGAGAGCUUGCUCCUCUGCAGGACUUGAUUGAGAAGCUUGGAUCUAAGGACAGAUAGACAUUUCAUCACAUAUCUCAUUUUUUUUAACAGUUUCCUUUUCUCCUUUGUCCCUCUUUGUGACCUCUGCUACCUCUAUGACUUCUAGUCUCAACUCUUCAAAUCUGUGCCUUCUUCCUUUCAUUUCCUGAAUGUUUGUACUGUAUUUUUCCUUUUAUUCCUUCUGUUGUCUUUUUAUGCUGUCUUUGAGCCUUUUUCCAUUUUGCCACUCUAGAUCUAAAAUAGUGUAGUGUAGUAAAAAUAUUUUCACAGGACUGUGUGGUUAACGACUCUGUAAGAGCAACCUACUGAAUUUUAUAUUGGACCAAGGACAUUUGGAAGUUAAAGUGAAAACCAGCUUUUUUUCCUAAAACUUUUUAGUUAUUGAUAGAUAGGCUAUUUUCUUUUUUUUAACUUUUAGCUAUUGCAAUUGCAUUGACUGACCAAAUAUCCCAAUCUUAGAUUUUUUUUUAAAUGUCUGUCAUUAGUGUACAAUGCAGAGUAACAGGAAAGAUGGCAAGAAAAGUAGUGACAUGAAACAGGUCUUGGGUGGAUUUUUCACCCAUGACAAUACAAGGGUGGAAGGUGUUUUCAGUCUAACAUGAAGGCAGGCGGAAAAAUGCAUAGCAUAUAGCUCUGUGUCACAAGCUGGUUGAUACAGUGAAUGUGAUAUCCCUCAUAUGUUAACAUGCUUCCGAUUGAUAUGCUCUUCGACACAAUUACGUGUUGUGUGAGAUGUCUUUGUUCUUGCCCCACAAAAAGGCCACCACUAGCUACAUUAUAGGUAUUUCAAUUUGGUCAUGCAAUAUUGUUUUUUGCACAUUUUUUGGCUAUUUUCUUAAUUAAAAUAGUAAAAUACGAGAUAAAGUGCUUACAAUGAUGUUUUUAAUCUGCUUUAUAGUUAUAUUAAUAGCCACUUAAAACUAGUAUAAUGACUUUAUAUUGGAGUUGUAUAGUAGAAAUAAUCCUAUCAACAGCAAAAGUAGCCUAAUGUGAAUUUUUAGUUUUACUGUCAUUUCAGUUCAUUUCUGUGGUGCCGAUUAAUUGUGGAACUCUUCGUGUUUGUUCUUUCAAUGCUGGUACUUUUUUUUUUUACCAAAUAUUUUUCCCCUGGAUUGGAAAAUGGAAUAAUAACUAUUGCACCUGUGAACGAUAAGGAUGAGUGACCUGAGAUGUAUGUAGUUUUUCGACGAGAGAAGCCUUCAUUACUCUUGGUGCAUGUAUAAUUAUCAUGGUCAUUUCCUCUGCUUAACUCAGGCUCCAACAGCAGGGCUGUUUGUAUUGCCAUCCUUUUAAAAACAGAUGCAGCUAGUAUUUCUGAUUAAUGUCUUGUUUGGCAAAGAUUGAACAAGGGAAUUGGUCCAUAACCUAUUUCAUGUUGUGUCUAAAUUCAUAUCAGACAAUCAUGUAAGCAAUUAAGAGCUGUUAGAUUCCUUGAAAGCAUCACGAGGAACCAGCCAAUGGGUCUAGAUGCAGUAGAGUAUUCAUUUUUAAAAUUACCACUUUGUAAGAAAGACUGUUCCCAAGCGUUGUUGAAAGUUGUUCAAUAAUGUAAAAAAAUAUGUGUAAUUCACUGAUUUAUCUACUUUUAGGCCCUCAUGUUGCUUGGUAAAAAAAUCAAGCCAGCAUCAAUUAUGUUACUCAUUUAUGGGCAUAUCAAUAUAUUUUGCAGGACUGAUUUAUUUUACAGACUUUAUUUGAAUAUAUAAUUAGUACUUUCUUUCAGUCUACUCACGUUUUUGAAAUGUAUUGCUUUUUCUCACAAUUUUGUUUUUAAACAUGUGGCAUGGAGUUACAUUUCAUAUUACAUCAUAAAAUAAAUUGUUGACUCAACCUUUUUAAAUAAGGAACAAGGGCUCGGAAAUGAAUUAAAAGUUUUAUAUAUUUACGAUAAUGGUCCAAUCAUUGUGUGGUCAUUUUGACUUGGAGGAGGUGCAAGGAUGUAAAGUAUAUACUGCGUCCAAACAUUUGCUGUAAAUAAUAUCAGUGUUUUAUCUGAACAAAACUGUGCCUUACAAAAAUGAAAAUGUCUGACAUUGACAGUAUUGGUAGAUCAAAAACUCAAUAAACACUGAAAGGACAA
This is a messenger RNA of Seriola aureovittata, 2888 nucleotides long. RefSeq names its product MOB kinase activator 1A (gene mob1a). The transcript is spliced from 6 exons. Lineage: Eukaryota; Metazoa; Chordata; Actinopteri; Carangiformes; Carangidae. Gene Ontology annotation, molecular function: protein kinase activator activity. Gene Ontology annotation, cellular component: nucleus; cytoplasm. The record is from RefSeq and is a predicted model, not a curated record. Gene Ontology annotation, biological process: hippo signaling; positive regulation of protein phosphorylation. The coding region runs from base 176 to 826 and encodes 216 amino acids.